CUGGGAGUUCGCUUUCGAAGUUUCUUUAUCCUCGAACGCACCGGAACUUCCCUGAGAUCCCUGUCGACGGUGAAACUCGUUGUCGUUUCACCGUAUAAGAUCCCAUCGCGGACCGCCUUUGUCCUGGCAUCCGAUCGAUGUUUACCGUCGACUAAGAGAUAACAAAGGGGCGCUCAAGGCAUUAAGGCAUGUCUGCACCGCCGUUCCAGUCCCAUGGCUUCCAAACCUCGGUCGAUCUUGCUCGCCAGCAGGAGUAUUCUGUAGCUUCCCUGGCGGGGCACAAACGACUGCCGGAUCGCUCUCCGGAUAGUUCGAUCAAAACAUCGAGUACCAAACAAUCAGGUCAUUCGAUGGCGUCGGUGGAUUUCGUUCGUCCUCGUGUAACCUCCCCUGCUUCCAAGAACCGCUUGGUUGCGAGUGAAAUCUGUCCCGUGACGGCCGCCCAAGACCCCCGCCAACAAAGAACGGAUGCCGUGAUCCAGAAGUCAAACAGAGAUCCGAUCCUGUUUCUGGAACACCCUCGAUAUGGACUACCUCCUACGCUGGUCACUAACUUUGCCGCCGUCGGGGUGAGCAGCAUCUAUCCUUGGCAAUCGGCAUGUUUGCUUGCCCCCGGCCUCCUCGAAGGGAAGCGGCAUUUGAUUUAUACAGCCCCGACGGGUGGUGGCAAAUCCCUCGUGGCCGAUGUAUUGAUGCUGAAACGCAUCAUAGAAAACCCCUCCUGCAAAGCCAUCCUAGUUCUCCCCUACGUGGCGCUGGUCCAGGAAAAGCUCAAGUGGCUCCGGCGCAUUGUGCAGAAUCUUGAAAAGUAUGUGCACGAUGAUGACGAGGACCCAGCGCAGGCAAAGCCCUACUAUCAGCGAUGGAAAAAACUUCAGAAAUCAAUCCGUGUCGCUGGUUUCUUCGGUGGAAGCAGGACUACCGCCUCUUGGGCUGAUAUGGACAUCGCGGUCUGUACCAUAGAGAAGGCUAAUUCAUUAAUAAACACUGCGAUCGAAGAAUGUACCAUUGGGAAUCUAGGUGUCGUCGUUCUAGAUGAGUUGCACAUGCUUGACGAUGAACACCGGGGCUACCUUAUGGAACUGAUGGUUACCAAGUUGCUUCUGUUGCAGCAAGACAUCCAAAUUAUUGGCAUGAGUGCCACUCUUUCGAACACAGAAGUGUUGGCGGAAUGGAUGAACGCAGAAUAUUAUAUUUCGACCUAUCGACCUGUUCCGAUCGAUGAUUAUCUUGUCUAUGAAAAUGCAAUUUACCCCGCAGCUACGUCCCGGCAGCUCUUUCACACGAUUAAAAAAUUGGCGUCAACAGCAACCUCCAUCGCGGAUACUAUGCCUCCGCAUCGUAUGAUACAAGCUUCGACCUUCCGAGAACUCGCGAACCCGUCGACAAAUUCAAUGGUCGCUCUCUCCGUGGAUUCAGCUGCUGCAGGUUAUGGCGCCUUGGUGUUUUGUGGUAGCCGACAAGCUUGUCAGCUCCAUGCGGCCAUUAUCAGCGAGGCAAUGCCAGGGUCCUCUAUGGUCGACCCGGAGGAAUUGAGCAGACGACUUGACUUACUCGCUGAACUAAGAAGCCUUCCUAGUGGUCUUGAUCCCGCUCUAGAGAAUACUCUUCUCAAGGGAGUAGGAUUUCAUCAUGCUGGGAUGACUGCGGAAGAACGUGAACUCAUUGCGCAGGCUUAUGACCAAGGGACUUUGAGGGUGCUUGUGGCCACUUGCAGUCUUGCUGCAGGCGUCAACCUUCCAGCAAGAAGAGUUAUUAUAAACGGUGCACGUAUGGGUCGGGACUUGGUCGGUCCAGCCAUGCUCCGACAAAUGUGUGGACGAGCCGGUCGCAAAGGAAAGGACGAAGUAGGCGAGACGUAUCUAAUUUGCGGCAAAUCGGAUUUUGAGGCCGUAUGCGAUCUGUUGGAAGCCGAUAUGCCUGCCAUUGAAAGUUGUCUUGCCCCGGAAAAAAGGGGACUCAAAAGGGCACUUUUGGAGGCUAUAGCAACAGGACUCGUCUCAGGAUUCGAUGCAGUCAAAGAAUAUGUGAAAUGCACCCUACUUUGUCGAAUGGUAGACAAGAAGUUAGCCUAUAGCAUUAUGAAUUCCGCACUUCAAGAAUUAAUUCAUGAAGAGCUUCUUCUGCAGAAAGACGACGAAGCGUAUGAGGCGACACAGCUUGGACAAGCCGUGGUUGCCUCUGCCUUCGCCCCGGAAGACGGCCUUUUUGUCCAUGAAGAAUUGAGACGAGCCCUACAGGCUUUUGUGAUGGAUGGCGACAUGCACAUCUUUUACAUGUUCACUCCUCUCCAGGUGGCGGUCAACACUCAGAUAGACUGGCCUAUUUUCCGAGACCAACUGGAUUUCCUUGACGAUAGUGGUUUGCGGGCUUUACAGUUUGUCGGCGUGCAACCCGGCUUUGUAAAUUCGAUGGUACAGAGCGGUGCAUCUUUGAAGGAGAGUACCCCGGAGCAGGUGAAAACCGGUCGAAUAUACCGUCGCGCCUAUACUGCGUUCCAACUUCGUGACUUGAGCAAUGAAGUGCCACUGUCAACAAUUGCGAAUCGCUAUCGAAUCCCUCGCGGGGCGGUUCAAACCUUGGCUCAGCAAUGCCAUGGAUUCGCGGCCGGAAUGGUCAAGUUCUGUCAACGGAUGGGGUGGGGCAUGCUCGCCGCAGUCCUUGAUCAUAUGCGAGAUCGAUUGGAAGCCGGGGCCCGCGCCGAUCUACUGGAGAUGGCCCAGGUGGCUUACGUGAAAGGCUGGACUGCAAGGUUGCUUAGGGACAAUGGAUUCCGAAAUCUGCGAGCCCUGGCCGAAGCGGAUGCGAAGGACCUUGUCCCUGUUCUAAUGAUGGUGAAUCCGCGCAAAGCACAAAAGAGUCAACUGCAUCCCACUGAAGCGGAGCGCUAUUCUCAGAAACUGCUCGCCAAAGCGGAGAUUAUCAUUGCAUCAGCGAAUAAAAUUUGGGACCGUGAGAUGCAAAUGGAGUUGGAGGAGUGAAAUAUAUACUAUAUUAUAUAAGGCCUCUUUUGGGAGAG
Messenger RNA from Aspergillus steynii IBT 23096, 3019 nucleotides. Its product is annotated as DEAD/DEAH box helicase. Bases 189 to 2981 code for a protein of 930 amino acids. The transcript has 9 exons. Gene Ontology annotation, molecular function: ATP binding; nucleic acid binding. NCBI's taxonomy places the organism in Eukaryota, Fungi, Ascomycota, Eurotiomycetes, Eurotiales, Aspergillaceae. The record is from RefSeq and is a predicted model, not a curated record.